This is a messenger RNA of Chlamydomonas reinhardtii, 2071 nucleotides long. RefSeq lists its product as uncharacterized. The transcript has 8 exons. The record is from RefSeq and is a predicted model, not a curated record. NCBI's taxonomy places the organism in Eukaryota, Viridiplantae, Chlorophyta, Chlorophyceae, Chlamydomonadales, Chlamydomonadaceae. The coding region runs from base 350 to 1321 and encodes 323 amino acids.
GUCUGCGCAAACCAAGCUACGGAAACCAGGGCGGGCGUGCUCGUGAAGGGCAUGCGAAGUUGUUCGAAGCUGUUCGCGAACGGGUCACACCUGAACGCGCCUGCUUAAUUCCCAUACUCAAAGAGAUUUAUAAAAGCCUACAGGUUGCCUUACACCUGGAAUCAGGGGCAAAACGUGUUGUACUGGUCUGUAUUUCGGGCUCGUGAUCGCGGGAUGAGAAGUCGUUUUAUUCCAAGGAGAAGCCCACCCGCCCUCGUCAACAUGCAUCCAUAGAAACCUAGUCACUAGGUGAUAUAUAUCACCGCAGGCCUCUGAUACAUAAGUACGCGCUUGACCCAAACAUUUUACUAUGCGUUCACCUAGGCGCGCUAGCAUUGUGUUGGCUCUGUUCUGUCUAGCAUUACAAGUUUGGAGCUCUCUAGCGCAAACCCCCGGCCAAGACAAAAAUAACAUACAAGGCGAGCUUACGUAUAUCGACUACCACGAUGGCACUGGCGACUGGGCUCUGCUGGACAAGAGCAAUGGGCGCCACUUCGAGCCUCUGGGCAAGGGCAAGAAGCCUCCGAAGGCGGACAAGAAUGGGAAGGACCUGGAGCCGGGGCAGUACAUGACCAUUGGCUGCACGAUUGACACGACCACGGGCCAAUGCUCCUUCAUCAGCAGCACCGACGUGACGGUGCUCAAGCCCGCCUACAUCCCGCCCGCUACGAAUGUCCGGGAGCGCCUGCUGGUGGUGAUUGUGGACGCGCCAGCCUGCGGGGCCGCAGCCACGAGUGGCGCCACCGUCAGCAACCUGCAGAGCCUGUACUUUGGUCCGAACCUGGAUGGCAAGGGCGGCUGGGCGGUGCGCCUAGAGAACUGCAGCUAUGGCGAGGUGGUGUGGGAGCCCCCCACCAGCGGCCUGACCCAGUUCGUCACCGUCACGCCCAACUGCACUUGGCCCACGGCCUCCUGUGAUGCUUGGGCCAUGGCCAAUGCCGCCAACGCUGCGGCCCAGGUCAAGCUGGGAGCCACCACCUAUGCCACCUUCACCCACUCCCACCUGGUCAUGGCCGUUCCGUCUGCCUGCUCCUGGGCCGGCCUCGCGACCCUGGGCGGCGGCGUGGGCGGCGGCGGCCAGGUCUGGCUCAACACCAACACCUGGACGCAGACGUUUGGGACCUUCCAGGUCCCUCUUCAGGAGUCGAUCCACAACUUUGUCCUGUACCAUGGUUACUCGUCGGGCAUCGAGUACCAGGAUAAGACCACGUAUAUGGGCACCGGCCAGGCCUGCCCCUCGGUCACUGAGAAGGCGCUGACGGUCUGGACGCAAGCGCUCUGACUCCUGGUGCUGCAUUCGGCCCUUUCAACCUGCCCGCGUCCUGGACCACCGGUAAGCAAAGGAGAAGAGUUGCUUUUCACCAUUCCCAGCCAGCAACCAAGAGACACGGCGACGGGGGAGGGAUUGAACCACAUCGUGGGAAGGGGAGCAAGAUGGCCACCUUGCCCGGCAUACGGCCUUCCUGCUGAGCUCUUGAUUUGUUCCCGCCCUCUCCAUUGCACGUGAAGGGCUGGGCAACCAUGUGCGUGUGAAGCCCACAUGGACGUCUUGGUACAACAACACAAACUACGGCAUGAACUUGUACUUUGAGUUUAGGCAGGCCGUGUUGGCGGAUGCCAGCAUAGACGUCACCUACGCCAACAAGGUGCAUUCAGUAGUUGUGCGUGUGUGUUAUGUUUGCGGGAAAAUGCUUACAUGUGCUGUGCCUUGGACUGGACUCGCCAUCACUAUAACGACGGGUCCAUGCGUUAGAGCAUGCGUUAGCAUGCGUGCCGCAUGGCCCAAACGCAUGCUUAACGCGUGAAAAGCAUGUGCUGUACGCAUGCGGUGCCCGCCCAUACGCAUGCGUGCGCUACCAGAGCGUGCGUUACCUAACGCAUGCUGGUGUUGGCUAGCGGCCGCAGCGACUCUUUCUGGAUGUACGCAUGCGUCCCGAACGCAUGCCAUACGCAUGCUUGAAGCACAUAUGCCGGUUGCGUGAAGUACUACGCAUGCCAUGGCGCAUGCGGGACGCAUGUGCGUUACCUAACG